This is a messenger RNA of Acytostelium subglobosum LB1, 1407 nucleotides long. RefSeq lists its product as hypothetical. Gene Ontology annotation, molecular function: hydroxymethylglutaryl-CoA synthase activity. NCBI's taxonomy places the organism in Eukaryota, Evosea, Eumycetozoa, Acytosteliales, Acytosteliaceae. Bases 1 to 1407 code for a protein of 468 amino acids. The record is from RefSeq and is a predicted model, not a curated record. The transcript has 2 exons. Gene Ontology annotation, biological process: acetyl-CoA metabolic process.
AUGACCAAACCAAACAAUAUUGGCAUUCUUGCCAUUGACGUCUACUUCCCCAAGACAUACGUUGCCCAAGAGGACCUUGAGAAGUUCGAUGGUGUAUCCGCUGGAAAGUACACUGUUGGACUAGGACAAACCAACAUGGCCUUCUGUGGUGACCGAGAGGACAUCUACUCUCUCUGUCUGAAUGCCGUCAACAAUCUGAUGGUCAAGUACGACGUAGAUCCACACUCUGUUGGCAGACUCGAGGUUGGUACCGAGACCGUUAUCGACAAGGCCAAGUCCAUCAAAACCGUCUUAAUGGAUCUAUUUGCCAGCAGUGGCAACACUUCCAUCGACGGUAUUGACACGAUCAACGCCUGCUACGGAGGUACUUCUGCCCUGCACAAUGCCGUGCAGUGGAUCGAGUCCACCUACUGGGAUGGUCGAAAUGCCAUUGUCGUUGCAGGAGACAUUGCUGUCUACGAGAAGGGUCCCGCACGUCCAACUGGUGGUGCUGGUGUCGUAGCCAUGCUCAUUGGACCAAACGCUCCCAUCACCUUUGACAGUGGUCUAAGAGGAGUGCACAUGGAGAAUGUCUAUGACUUUUACAAGCCAGAUAUGGAGUCUGAGUAUCCAAGAGUUGAUGGAAAGCUGUCAAUCUCCUGCUACCUCCGUGCCAUUGACAACUGCUACUCUCGCUACCGAUCUCAGUUUGAGAAGAAGUUUGGUCAACCAUUUGACCUCUCCAAGGUUGACUAUGCCGUGUUCCACUCUCCAUACAACAAACUUGUUCAAAAGUCCUUUGGUAGAAUGUUGUACAAUGACUUCUUAAAGAAUCCAACCGACGAGAAGUUCAAGACCUUAGAGUCCUACCGACAACUCAAGCCAGAGGACACCUACUUUAACUCUGACCUCGAGAAGGCACUGCUCAGCCUAACCAAAGAGACCUACGCCAACAAGGUUGCUCCAUCCACUGCUUUGGCCAAACAACUUGGCAACACCUACUGUGGUUCCACCUACAGUGGACUUCUUUCUUUGUUCUCAGAGAAGAGGGACGAACUGGUGGGCAAGCGUGUGCUGACCUUUUCCUACGGAUCGGGCCUGUCUGCCUCUGCAUUCUCUUUCAAAGUUGAUAAGUCAAUCGAAGAGAUCGUAGAGAAGGUCGACCUGAAGAACCGUUUGGAGAGUCGCCAACGUGUCACACCGGAGGAGUUCACCGCCAAGCUGUCCCUGCGUGAGCAACGCCACAAUCUAAAGAACUACACGCCCUCUGAUUGUACCUCCACCCUAUUCCCAGGAUCUUUCUUCCUUAAGCAGGUGGACAAUGUUGGUAGACGCCAAUAUGAUCGAACCUACAUGACCAGUAGCAGGUCAAUCUCCAUCACUCGUGUUGUAGCUGCUACAGGCCUCAGAUAUGUGAAGUUGUUGUAA